ACAAACCAAGUGACAGCAAUAGACCGCCAACAUCCUUUCCUUCCUGUUUACCUCAGCCUUAUCCGUUCUAUUGACGUCGCUCUACAACCUCAAUGGCGCCGACGCAACAACAGUGCUUCGUCGAAGAUGUCAUCGAGCCCAUCAGAAUCUGCAGCGUAACGCGCUCUCCAGCAGAGGAUGACGAUGAUGGUGGGAACGAGGGGGCUACCAAAUUCAAGCAGCAGCAGCAGCAGCAUGCCAUCACCACCCUUGACGAGUUGAGCAAUUACCUAGAAGAAAUACAGAGCCAGAGCGUAGAGCACGUCCACCAUUUCAUCUCAAUCUGCCAGCGCAACUCAUGGAGGCCUCUACAAAUCACAGUCCCCAUGUUCGAGCUCAUCAUGGAAAAUUUCCACUUAAAUAACUCGUUACGGGAUAUCGUCUCGUGCUUUUAUACCCGGAACAUGAAUGUGGAAGAGGUGUUUUGUAUGCCGUAUACCGAGCGACGAAAGGGAUCUGUGGUCGCAGCAGCAUCGUACACGAUUCGAUACCCCGAAUACAAACCCGAUGAGGAUACGUGGGUAAUUCGUCAGACGGGUGUAUACCACCGCUGCGACGCGGCGUCUCAUCAAAGUCUCUUCAUCAUGAUCAACCCAACGCCGAAUUCGCAAGCCAGCAGCCGAGCCUUGGAAUGGCUUUUCAACAGAAGCAGUAGCAGCAGUGUCGCAGCAGGUUCUGAGACCGAAACCGACGAUCCUGUCUGGCUGCAUAAACUCAUCUUCGAGACAUAUCUGCCCGCGUGGAGGUUCUACAUUGCAUCAAUGGAGCGGCAGUUUCUACCGUUGUCGUACAAAACACUCAUCAACUUCAUCGACAAACCUUCCACGAUGAAACCAAGUCACUUGACGAAACUAGCCAGCCUCGCGAACCGGUUCCAGACAAUCUCAUCGAUCCUAGAAUCGUCCGAGGAGACGGUAGCGGAGCUGUCUGCCCUAUGCACCAACCGCUUGCCAAAGGGUUCGAUGAAGAACGCAUACGACAACGACAACGACGACCACGUACUACAAGAAUCAGCAUCAGAGUUCGAAAACUUUCGCCGUCAGUGUAGAGCCUUCUCGCGGACAGCGACGGACCUGCACCACCGCGCGCAAACAACGUCGCAACUGCUGGCCAACACGCUCUCCUUUCGCGAGCAGCUCGAUUCCAGGAAGCAGAAUGAGAAUAUGCUAAGGUUGAAUAAGUCGGUGGUGUUUAUUACUACGCUGACGUUGCUCUAUUUGCCGCCUUCGUUUAUCGCUACGUUCUUUGGGAUGAACUUUUUCAAUAUGGACUCUGUGACUGGCAAGAUUGUCGGCAGUCCGAUGAUUUGGAUAUACGCGCUCUGCUCUGUACUACUCACAACGGCGACGUUUGCGACGUAUUACAUGAUGCGUGAGGGAAGCUACCUGAACAUCAAGGCAUCAGAUAUGAGAGGCCUGAACUGGCGCAAGUUGUUACAUCGCAAUCAACGCGACAAAAAGGACAUCGAGCUGGAUAGCCUGAAAGUUUGAUCAGGCGGAUGAGGAUGCAGGGUGUCUGCUAGGGAGAUUGAUCUUGAAGACGGCGUGCCGGUGGGACCCCACGAGGGCAGUGACGAGGAUGUGUCUGCUGCCGUCAUCGCCGACUAUGGUGCCGGUGAACUCGUCGUUCUCAGAUAGACUGGGUAGCUGAGCCAAUUCGCGAACAGUCAUCGGAUCUCUCGUCUCGGGU
This is a messenger RNA of Colletotrichum acutatum, 1728 nucleotides long. RefSeq lists its product as uncharacterized. Gene Ontology annotation, biological process: transmembrane transport; metal ion transport. Lineage: Eukaryota; Fungi; Ascomycota; Sordariomycetes; Glomerellales; Glomerellaceae. The record is from RefSeq and is a predicted model, not a curated record. The coding region runs from base 93 to 1529 and encodes 478 amino acids. Gene Ontology annotation, cellular component: plasma membrane. The transcript is spliced from 5 exons. Gene Ontology annotation, molecular function: magnesium ion transmembrane transporter activity; cobalt ion transmembrane transporter activity; cobalt ion binding.